Messenger RNA from Mauremys mutica (yellowpond turtle), 2156 nucleotides. It is a transcript of the gene CHGA, whose product is annotated as chromogranin A. Gene Ontology annotation, biological process: negative regulation of insulin secretion; negative regulation of catecholamine secretion; defense response to bacterium. The transcript has 9 exons. Gene Ontology annotation, cellular component: chromaffin granule. NCBI's taxonomy places the organism in Eukaryota, Metazoa, Chordata, Testudines, Geoemydidae. Bases 224 to 1699 code for a protein of 491 amino acids. The record is from RefSeq and is a predicted model, not a curated record.
CAGUGCCCUGUCGGGAGCUUCAGCACAGGCGGCGGGGACGCGAGGUGCUGUGGGGAGAGGCGGCCACACACGAGCUAAUCCCGCCAGCGGAUCGGCCGCGCCCCGCCCCGCCCCGGCUCAGAGCCCCGCGUUCCCUGCUCGCCCUCAGCCGAUCGCCAGCGCCGCAGGGGGAGGAGCGCAUCAUCCCGCACCCGGCCAGCCUUCACCCCGGCCUGCCGGCGCCAUGGGCUGCAGAGGAGGCUUCGCUGUCCUGCUGCUGGCGGUGCACGUCAUUUCCCUCCCGGUCACCAAUCCAAUGAAUAAAGGGGAUGCUAAGGUGAUGAAGUGCAUUGUAGAAGUCAUUUCUGAUACUCUGUCAAAGCCAAGCCCGCUGCCAAUCAGCCAGGAAUGCCUAGAAACUCUCAGAGGAGAUGAAAGGAUCAUUUCAAUCCUUCGUCAUCAAAAUUUACUGAAGGAGCUUCAAGAACUUGCGGUUCAAGGGGCUAAUGAAAGAACCUGGCAGCAGAAGAAAAACGGUGGCUUUGAAGAUGAACUUUCAGAAGUCCUUGAAAGCCAGAAUGACAAGAACAUGCAAAGAGAUAACUCAAGGGAAAUUGCUGCGGAGGAGCCCACAGCCUCAUUUGCUGAGCUAGCAGCAGAGAGAAGCCAGCAGAACAGUGAUAGGGAGGAGUCCAAGGAGGAUGAGAAAAACAGCCUGGAAGAGAGGGAGCUAAGACUGCAUGAAGCUGGCCCUGAAGACGACAAGGAGAAUGCAGAGGAAUCUGACAGCAGCGAGGUCAGUGAGGCUGAAGAAUCGCCAAGAGAAGAUGCUUUAGACAACCACAUCAAUGACGACCUCCGAGAGGAUGAGCUGGCCGAGCACAAGCUCCAAGAGGCUGAAGAGGAGCAGCCUGAAGAGACCAACAGAAGCCAGGAGCUUCAGGGAGAGAAGAAGCAUAUUUCCAAACAGGGCCAGGAAGAGAGCCAAGAAGCAGGAGAGGAGACCCUACAAGAGCAUACUGAGGAAGAGGAUGCUGGGAGAAGCACCCUGGAAGAUGAGCAGCCUACAGAAGCAGACAGGAUACUUGGCUCAGCUGAGGAUGAGACAGAGGAGACUCCAAGCGAUGCUUCAGAUAACAAAGAUGCUUUGGGCUUUGGCCAAGGUUUGAAGAACUCGGAAGAGGAAGAGAAAUCCCAUGGACUAAAAGGAGGAAGGCAUCGGUCAGAGGAUGAAGCAAUGCAGGCACAGGACACCUUCCACCCUAGGGAUGUCAAAAGCAAGGAAGUGGAGGAGGAGCCCUCCAGAGAGUGGGAAGACUCCAAGAGAUGGAACAAAAUGGAUGAGCUGGCCAAGCAGCUGACAUCCAAGAAGCGCAUGGAGGAAAACGACAGCAGCGAAGAACCAGAUAGGUCCAUGAAAAUGUCCUUCAGGUCCCACAAGUAUGACUUCCAUAACCCAGAAGAGGAUAUGAGAAGGUCAUGGAAACAUCACGCUAAGGAGGACAGCAGCGACGCAGGGUUUCCGCUUGCUGCCAUGCCUGAAGAAAAGAAGGAUGAAGAAGGAAGCGCUAACAGAAGAACAGAGGUCCUAAAUGCACAACUAGGCAUGGCAACUGCUCUGCUUCUACAAACACAGGAUCAGGAGUUGGAAAGCCUGGCAGCAAUAGAAGCCGAACUGGAGAAAGUCGCCCACAAGCUCCAUGAAUUGAGGCGGGGCUGAAGUUCCCCCUACGCAUAAAACAUGAGCAAAAGCCAGAAAUUAACUCAUCCUUUUACACUGCAUCUUAAGUUACUGAUUCAAAAAGUAAAAAAAAAAAUAAAGACGGAGCAGAAGCAUUUCAUCCAGGAAGCCAAAAUUGCUAGGAAAUGACAGGCUUGCCCUCUUUGCAGUAAUAUUACACUCAUCGUCGGCUUCUUCCUUGAUUUUGUGCUCCCUUAGCCACUAUGGUUCUCUCUUGUACCCUUUGGAUAAUUGUAUCCCGAGCAGUGUGACUUACUCAUGUACUUUGUUUGUUUGGGUUUUUCUUUUUCUCUUUUUUAAAGACAGCUUUCUAGAAUGUUUUACUUCUACCGUUAGAUUCACUGGAUAAAAUUGCAAUAACUUCUCUUUUGAUUAAAAGCUGAGAACUCUGACUGUAAUAUAUUCUAUAUAAAAAUUUAUCUAAGGAAAAAUAAAA